AUGCGAGGCCACGAUUGGAUCAACACGUUGCUCCCGGACGAGUUACUCAUCGAGAUCUUCCGCCGCCUGGACUCCAAGUCCAGCCGCGAUGCGUGCUCCCUCGUCUGCACGCGCUGGCUGGGCCUCGAGCGUCUCACACGCGCUGCUAUCCGCAUCGGGGCCUCCGGCUCUCCGGACCUCUUCGUCCACCACCUGGCCGCCCGUUUCUCCAACAUCACCACCGUCUACAUCGAUGAGCGUCUCUCCGUUUCGAUCCCCACUAGCUUGCCCGGGAGAAGACGCGCUAACGGCAAUUCCGCGCUGAAGGCUGAUAAACACGGCUCUUCCUCUGACCAGAGUGAUUUGGAUUCGCUCUGUUUGUCUGAUUCUGGAUUGGCUGCUCUCGCUGAAGGCUUUCCCAAACUCGAGAAGCUCAGAUUAAUCUGGUGUUCCAACGUCACCAGCGAGGGGUUGUCAUCGCUAGCGAGGAAAUGUAUUUCUUUGAAGUCCUUGGAUUUGCAGGGUUGUUAUGUUGGAGAUCAAGGUUUGGCUGCGAUUGGACAGUGUUGCAAGCAACUUGAAGAUUUGAAUCUGCGUUUCUGUGAAGGCUUGACUGACACGGGCUUGGUUGAAUUAGCAUUGGGUGUGGGAAAUUCCUUAAAAUCUAUUGGAGUAGCAGCUUGUGCGAAAAUAACUGACAUUUCAAUGGAAGCUGUAGGAUCACACUGCAGAUCUCUAGAGACCUUGUCAUUGGACUCUGAGUUCAUCCAUAAUAAAGGGCUGCUUGCUGUGAUUAAAGGAUGUCCACAUUUGAAAGUGCUAAAGCUACAAUGUAUUAAUCUCACAGACGAUGCUUUGAAAGUUGUGGGAGCUAGUUGUUUGUCUUUGGAGAUAUUGGCCCUAUACAGUUUCCAGAGAUUUACUGAUAAAGGUUUGCAUGCUAUUGGGAAUGGAUGUAAGAAGUUAAAGAACUUGACUUUAAGUGAUUGCUAUUUCCUAAGUGACAAGGGUUUGGAAGCAAUUGCUACCGGCUGCAAGGAACUUACUCAUCUUGAAGUGAAUGGAUGCCACAAUAUAGGAACUUUGGGGCUUGAAUCUGUUGGAAAAUCUUGCCAGCAUCUCUCUGAGUUAGCAUUGCUUUAUUGCCAAAGAAUUGGUGAUGCUGGCCUUCUCCAGAUUGGAAAGGGAUGCAAAUACUUGCAAGCGCUUCACUUGGUAGAUUGCUCAAGUAUCGGAGAUGAAGCCAUGUGUGGCAUUGCUAAUGGCUGCAAGAAUCUAAAGAAACUUCAUAUCCGUCGCUGUUAUGAGAUUGGGAACAAGGGGAUCAUUGCUGUGGGCGAGAACUGUAAGUUGCUGACGGAUCUUAGCAUUAGAUUCUGUGAUAGGGUGGGUGACGGGGCCCUUGUUGCCAUAGCUCAGGGCUGUUCCCUUCAUUAUCUGAAUGUUAGUGGUUGCCAUCAAAUUGGAGAUGCUGGGGUGAUAGCAAUUGCAAGGGGCUGCCCUCAACUCUGUUAUUUGGACGUGAGUGUAUUACAGAAUUUGGGUGACAUGGCUAUGGCUGAGGUGGGAGAACACUGUCCAUUGCUGAAAGAAAUCGUACUCUCACACUGCCGGCAAAUAACCGAUUUUGGAUUAGCCCAUCUUGUAAAAAGUUGUACAAUACUCGAGUCAUGCCACAUGGUUUAUUGUUCUGGUAUAACUUCAGUUGGUGUGGCCACCGUGGUUUCUAGCUGCCCCAACAUAAGGAAGGUCCUUGUUGAGAAGUGGAAGGUUAGCCAACGUACAAAGCGCCGAGCAGGUUCAGUCAUUUCCUACUUGUGUGUGGACCUUUAG
Sphenostylis stenocarpa is the source of this 1812-nucleotide messenger RNA. Lineage: Eukaryota; Viridiplantae; Streptophyta; Magnoliopsida; Fabales; Fabaceae. The record is from the annotation of a GenBank genome assembly.